GGAGCAGGUCGGCCGUCAUUAAAGGCACUCCGGGGGAGAGGGAGGCUAGAUCCAGAAGAAUGGAGCGGCCAAAGGCGAAAAGCCCAGGCCGGGGUUGCUACAGUAACACUCCCGCUGACUGAGCGGCAGCUGGCAGGCACUCUGCGGGGAGGAGGGAGAGGGAGAGCGAGGUGUGGGGUGGGGGGGAAGGCCCGGGAUGGCGCCCCGGAGCAGACACUCCUGGCUGGGCCUCUUCCUGGGCCUGGCGCUCGGUUUCGCCCUGGCCUCCCGGCUCCUACCGCCCGGAGCCGGCCCUCUGAGCAGGCUGCAGCGGCGGCGGGGUGGACGAGGGGGACUGGUUUGCGGCGGCCGCCCAGGACAGGGAGGCCGGCAGGUCGCGCCAGAAGAUGCAGAGGCCUCGGGCUCGCGCUUGGUCUACGUGGGGGUCAUGAGCGCCAAGAAGUACCUGAGGAGCCGGGCGAUUGCUGCCCAGCGGACCUGGGCCCAGCACAUCCCGGGCCGUGUGGAGUUCUUCUCCAGUGAGGGCUCGGACCUGAGCUUACCGCUGCCCCUGGUCGCCCUGCCCGGGGUUGAUGACUCGUACCCGCCGCAAAAGAAGUCCUUCCUGAUGCUCAAAUACAUGGCGGAGCGGCACCUCCAGGCCUUCGAGUGGUUCAUCCGCGCGGACGACGACACGUACAUUCGCGGCGAGCGGCUGGAAAACUUCCUCCGGAGCCUCAACAGCAGCCAGCCGCUGUACCUGGGCCAGACCGGCCUGGGCACUCCGCAGGAGCUGGGCAAGCUGGCACUCGAGCCCGGCGAGAACUUCUGCAUGGGGGGCCCGGGGGUCAUCCUGAGCCGGGAGCUGCUCCGCCGGGUACUGCCCCACAUCGGCCAGUGCCUCCGGGAGAUGUACACCACCCACGAGGACCUGGAGGUGGGCCGUUGUGUGCGCCGUUUCACUGGCGUCCAGUGCGCCUGGUCGUACGAGAUGCAGCAGUUGUUUUAUGAAAAUUAUGAACAAAACAAAAAAGGUUACAUCCAAGAUCUACAUAACAGCAAAAUCCAGCGGGCAAUCACUCUCCAUCCCAACAAGAGUCCCGAAUAUCAGUACCGGCUACAUAGCUACAUGCUGAGCCGCAAGAUUGCAGAGCUUCGUUAUCGCACGAUCCAGCUUCAUCGAGAGAUUGUGCUGAUGGGACGAUAUAGCAACUCCAGACUUCACAAAGAUGACCUUCAGUUGGGAAUCCCCCCUUCAUUCAUGCGGUUCCAACCUCAGCACAGGGAAGAGGUAUUGGAAUGGGAGUUCAUGACAGGGAAAUAUCUUUUUUCAGCUUUUGAUGGCCAGCCCCCAAGGAGAGGGAUAGAUUCAUCUCAAAAAGAAGCUUUAGAUGACAUUAUUAUGCAGGUGAUGGAGAUGAUCAAUGCAAAUGCCAAGAGCAGAGGUCGAAUCAUUGACUUCAAAGAAAUUCAGUAUGGUUAUCGAAGGGUUAACCCUAUGUAUGGAGCAGAAUAUGUACUUGACCUACUACUUCUCUAUAAAAAACACAAGGGCAAAAAGAUGACUGUUCCUGUGAGGAGACAUGCUUACUUGCAGCAAACUUUCAGCAAAAUCCAGUUUGCUGAACGUGAAGAAAUUAAUGCCAAAGAUUUGGCUAAUGCAAUUAACAGUAACUCACGAUCUCUCUCCUUCCUCUCAAACCCCCUCAAAAUAUUUGCACCUUUCCAACUGGGAACCACUAAAGUUGGAACCAAGGAGCCCAAAGAUAAGAAAAUCAACAUUUUGGUCCCACUGUCUGGCAGGUUUGAAAUGUUUGCAAGAUUCAUGGAAAACUUUGAAAGAACUUGUCUGGUUUCAAAUCAAAACGUAAAACUAGUUAUUUUGUUAUUCAACUCAGAUUCAAAUCCAGACAAAACUAAACAAGUAGAACUGUUGAGAAAUUAUCAGCUAAAGUACCCCAAAGCAGAGGUCCAGCUUUUCCCAGUAGCUAAUGAGUUUUCCAGGGCUCUUGCUCUGCAAUUUGGAGCUGCUCAAUUUAGCAAUGAUUCCCUUCUCUUGUUUUGUGAUGUUGACCUGAUUUUUACAGUGGAUUUUCUGCAGCGCUGCAGGGAUAAUGCUGAGCCAGGGAAAGGGGCAUACUUUCCAAUUAUUUUUACCCAAUAUGACCCAAAGAUUGUACACGCAGGGAAAGUUCCCAAUGACAAUUAUGCCUUCACAAUACAGAGCGGAUUCUGGAGAAACUAUGGGUUUGGGAUCACUUGUAUUUACAAAAGUGAUCUUUUGCUGGCUGGUGGCUUUGAUGUCUCAAUCCAGGGCUGGGGCAUGGAAGAUGUGGAUCUCUUCAACAGAUUCAUCGAAGUUGGUUUAAAACCAUUCAGGAGUCAAGAAAUUGGAAGUGUUCAUAUCUACCACCCAAUCUAUUGUGACCCAAAUCUGAAAGCAAAACAAUACAAAAUGUGCAUGGCCUCCAAAGCCUCCACUUAUGGCUCCACACAGCAACUGGCAGAGCUCUGGCUAGAAAAACACAAACUUAAUCUCAGCAGUAGCAAUCAUGACAAUAUAAAGAGGACAUCCUAACAUCCAGCUUGGCUGGACAAUUUUUUUUUUAAUUUAUUUUUUAAUGUUUUUAUUGUUUGAUUUAAGCAGUGAGUUUUUUGCUUUGAAUAAAAACAACUGUGAUGAAUGUUUGCAUAAGCAAUUCUGGCUGUUGACUGCUCAGGUGCAGGACUAGAAUGAAGAAACUGGUAAUUGCACACAACCCACUGGCAGUUCUCCAGUUAGAAUAGAAGGGAAGCUAGCAAUGGUCACCAACUUCUAAGAAUAGUCUGCCAGAUCCUUGAGACUUUGAGUCUAACUUUUAUAAUGUGAAUAAUUUUGGGUUGCUAUUUAAAUUUAUGAAGCAACUGUGCCCAUUUAUAGCAGCUGGGCUAUUGCACAUGACAAUGUUGUGACUCCAUAACUUUAUUCUGUUUGUUUAUGAAUUAGUGUGUCAAGACUUUGCUCAAUUCAAAUGUUGGCUUCAUUUCUUUACUCCUCAGAAUGAGCUGACCUUAGUCUGUACUACCCAAUACCAGCAGCUAAGUGCUGACUUCAGUGAGUGCUAAGUAUGUUUGGGAGUGUUUGUGGCAUUUUGUAUUAAGUGGUCAUGUUUUCAAUAGAUUUAAUUUCCUCAGUGGUGUGUGAUUUACCAUGUACCUACUACGCAAGAUUGCCAGGGUGCCUCUGACCCUCUGUAUUUAUAGCAUUUUCUACAGGCCUACACAAGUUGAGGAAUAUCUUUUGAAACUUGUCUUCCAUCUUCCUCUCCAUGUCCUAUAUUCCAAAAACUAUUUUCCUGCAGUCACAUAAUAUCGUAUCAUUCAAGCCAUAGCUCUGGUAUAAAAAGUUUUUUUUUGAACUUGGUGUAACAUUUUCAUAUUUUUUGUAAUUCAGAUUGGACCAGACAGAAAGGAACAUUUGUAAAUGAACAUGGCUUCACACUGAAACUCUCCAAUUCUGGAUGAAGUCCGUACAAGAAGGAGUUUCACCACCUGGAUGGUUUUUAAUGCUUUGGGCCUAACUAUUGGUUUGGGCACUGUGUGGGGAGAACGUAUACCAUUCAGAGAAUUUGUCUAAUUGGGAAACUACUUGCAGAAACUGAAGUCUUAAUUUUCAUUUCUGGACCACAGUCAGAUGUUGAACAAGACAAAAUUAUUCCCCCAUGUCUAAUAGAUCCAAAGGGAAGAUCUCUUGAUACUGUCCAGCUUCUCAUUUAAAAGGUCCAACCAAGCCUGAGCUAAAUCCAUUCUGUAAGAACCCUUCAACUCAAACUAAGGGUGUUGCAUGCAAUUUUUAUGCCAAUUAUAGCUACCAUUGGGAACAUUUUUAAUGUGUGGUCCAAGGGUGCUGCAUAAGCUGGUCGAGUGUGGUUAGAGCAGGAAUUGAAGACAGCAAAGUAGUUGAGGACUGAGCUCUUGAGGAUGUGAAUACACCAGAUAAGUAACAGGAGAAUAAUCUAGUUUUGAAAGUUUAAGUAUGUGUAUCUUUUUAAUUCUUUAAAAGAAUCACAUAAUUCUUUUAAAUGAAGCUUGAAGCAAACUUGCUAACUGUGAGAACUGAACUUUAAUUUUUCACCACAAACUGGUUGUUUUUUGUCUAACUUGGGCGAUGUGUAGUUGUUUGAUGUCUAUAAAUCUUUGUUACUUUUAUAUAACUUAAUACCACAGUUUGAAAAUUCCUUUGACAAUUGACAAGGUGCCAAUAGCAUCUCUACCAACAAAUGUAACGCAAAACUAGUUAAAUGCUGUACUGUUUGGCAAAUAUUGCUUACUUCGUUUUUUAGGUUGCUUUCCCCAUUAUUUUCUGCCAGCUGUGUGACUUGUGUUACUUUCCAGACAAGGAGAAAAAAAUUCAGAGACUGAAUGAAAUAUUGAAUGGUCAAUUAAUGCAAAUCACAUACCAUUUAACUUCUCAUGAGAGGGAGUGUGCUAAGUAGAGCCCUGUUCUUUAUUAAGUACAAUUUCUCUAACUCUAUGCCUGAUAGCAUCCAGUGCCCUUUAACAUGUAUUAGAUAUUUCUUAAAUGAGGGAAAAAAGCAAUACAGUUUCACAAUUUCUAUACUUGAUUGCGCAUUUUGAUCCUAAUUUGAAUUUAUUUCCAAAUUUGUCAGCAUUUACAUUUUUCAUUCUUGAAGGGGUUUUGUAUCACACCAAAUCAAACAUCAUGUACACAAACUUAGAUGAUAUUUUCACACUACUGAACUUCCUCAUUUUACAGGUGAGUGGUGAGAUAGCAAGACCUCAACUCUUCUCAUCAGUAAGCUUUCUGAAUUGUUUCCACUGCCCGUUCAAGAUUAUGUGUAGCAUUUUAGCCAUGCAAACCUUUCUUUUGGAUCAGUUUAAUAACUUUUGUACAGGAUCACUCUAACCUGUACGGUGAAGACCAUUCAGUGUCCUUAAUUGAACAAGACAAAAUUAUCCCCCAUGUCUGAUAGUUCCAAAGGGAAGAUCUGUUGAUAUUGUCCAGCUUCUUGUUUAAAAGCUCCAAUCAAGCCUGAGUUAACUCCAUUCUGUAAGAACCCUUCAACUCAAACUAAGGUGUUUGCUUACCAUUUGAAGUUUACAGAUUAAUUAAUGAGAAUAUUUGAAGGAUUUCUUAUUGACCACUGCAUUCCUUGUUUAAUCUAUUCAUUGCAGAUCUAAGAAGAUUUAGUUGAAAAGAGUUUCAAUGUUUUGUGUACUGACAUAAAAUAUGGUUAAAAUCAGAUUUGGAGAAUAAUGACUUGGAGUUUAUGUAUAUAAGUCCAUGCCCCUGUGUGUUAGGCAUUCUGCAGUUUAAAAUUGGAUGUACUGGUAAUUUUGAAAUGGAAUAACUGAGCUGAUUGAUGUAACAAAAUGUCUCCAAGAACUGCAGAGACAUCCACAACUUUCUUCCUGAAUAAUUUGGGACAGUUUGAUAGAUAUUCUUUUUAAAUAUAAAAAUCAGUUGAGUCGCAAUUUAGCAACUAUCUAUUUAUAGUAUUUUCUGCCCUUUAAAUGACAAAGCUCUGACAUUUUAUAAUGCAAAUCUCCAUGCAAAAUUCUUUGAAAAAGUUCUUGUGUACUGAUUUGUGUAUAUACCGUUUAUUAAAAAUGAACAUGAUUUAUUGUU
Molecule: messenger RNA, 5608 nt
Organism: Chiloscyllium plagiosum (whitespotted bambooshark)
Lineage: Eukaryota; Metazoa; Chordata; Chondrichthyes; Orectolobiformes; Hemiscylliidae
Gene: chsy1
Product: chondroitin sulfate synthase 1
Cellular component (GO): Golgi cisterna membrane
Molecular function (GO): glucuronosyl-N-acetylgalactosaminyl-proteoglycan 4-beta-N-acetylgalactosaminyltransferase activity
Source: RefSeq, a predicted model, not a curated record